UCAAAGUCGAAGUUGACGAGCACGCUGUACUAUAUAACCUGGGGGGAGCAACUGCAUUUGCAAUAUUCAACAAACAUCAACCCCGAGGACUCCCAACAACAACCAAUCAUGGCUACCGAAGAAACUGUACAGCUCGGUGAAGCUCAUGCACCCAAGCAGGCAUCUCUUGAUGCCUUCGACUCCAUCCUUACCUCUCUCAAGCAAGAGCUUGCUAAGCUCCGCCACGACCACGACAAACACGAGCCAGAGUACUUUCGCGCGGUGAAAGAUGUCUCCGAUUCCGACCUUGUUUCCUUCUCCUCCUCUGACCUUGAAUCUGUCCGUGUCGCAAAUUCAGCAUACGGACUCCACCUUUUUGGAAAAGUCAAAAUCCCUACAUUGAACAACGCAUAUAUACACGUGCGCAUCUUUGGUUCAGCGAAAGAGGGUACGGAUGGCAGCAGCCUGGAUGAGCGAGAGUACAAACUACACAGCAUCCAUACCGAGGAGGUUGUAAAGGAUGAUGGAGACCAUGUAUUCCGCGCGAUUUUUAGCAAAGACGAUGAGCUGGAGUGGUUCGAUACAUGAUUUGAUACCCCGAUAGAAUGACGAGAGCUGGAACUGUCUACAUGUUCUAAAGCUGUGUGGUGUAAAAACCGUGUAUUGCCUUUGAGCUGUAGCUGCUGGCCUAAAUAAUGAAUGCAUGACAUUUCGGGAGCCCUUCCCCGUUUAUGCAAAUCUCUCCCAUAAAUGCGAUU
Messenger RNA from Periconia digitata, 737 nucleotides. Lineage: Eukaryota; Fungi; Ascomycota; Dothideomycetes; Pleosporales; Periconiaceae. The record is from the annotation of a GenBank genome assembly.